Cuscuta epithymum is the source of this 1023-nucleotide messenger RNA. The record is from the annotation of a GenBank genome assembly. Lineage: Eukaryota; Viridiplantae; Streptophyta; Magnoliopsida; Solanales; Convolvulaceae.
AAGCUAUGUUUCAGAUGCCUCAGGUAUGAAUGAAGAUGAAGUGGAGUCCAAGCUUAAAGACCAUCAUCCUUCAUACAACCCACAGAGUGAACCUCCUGAUAUUGAGCCUGGGAUGCUAUUUGAGGACAACAUUCAAUUUAAGAGUGCCCUAAUUAAAUAUGCUGUGCACCACAAGAAGAAUAUAUUCUUUAAGAGGAACGAACCAAUGAGAGUCCGGGCACAAUGCAUUCAGGAAAACUGCCCUUUUUCCUGUUAUGCAAGCUGGGAAGAAAGGUUCAAAUGCUUCCAAGUUAAAAGCAUGCAGACCAAACACUUAUGUAACCCAAAGUUCAAGUUGAGAGUUGUGUCUGAAAAAUGGAUAGAAGAGAAAUAUGAGGAUAAGGUUAGAGAUGACCCCUGUAUUGGGUAUGUGGCCUUAAAGGAGCACAUAGAGGCUGAACUGGGCAUUCAUGUUUCAUUUAGCAUGGUGAGGAGGGCUGUACGAGGCAUUAAGAAGAGAAUAAAUGCCAGCUUUGCAGAACAGUUUAACAGGCUUAGAGAUUACGCUCAAGAGUUGCUGGAUUCUAUUCCCAACAGUACCAUCAAGAUCAUGACUUCCACAGUAGUUGAUGAUGGCCCAUGCUUCUUCCAGAGAUUUUAUUGCUGCUUUGGUCCAAUGAAAAAGGGUUUCUUAGAAGGCUGCAGAAAGAUAAUUGGGUUAGAUGGAUGUUUCUUAAAAGGCUUAUUGAAGGGAGAAAUACUCACAGCAGUUGGAAGGGAUGCAAACAACAACAUGUACCCUAUUGCAUGGGCAAUUGUUGAGAUUGAAAAUACCUCAUCCUGGUCAUGGUUUAUAGAGCUGUUGAAGGAAGAUCUUCAAAUUGUGGAUACCUCUCCCUGGACUGUCAUAAGCGAUCAACAAAAGGGGCUACUCAAUGUCAUCCAAACCUUACUUCCUCAAUCUGAGCAUCGCAAUUGUGCAAGGCACAUCCAUGCUAAUUGGAGCAAGACACACCGGGGGAAAUAUAUGAAGCAACUGUUUUG